AGAGAGAGAGAGAGAGAGAGAGAGACGUUGGGUGAGCGCAGGUAGGUGCACUUUCAAUGCAGCUGCGUUUCCACCACCCUCUCCCAAAUCCGAAAUGGAUAGCCGUUGCCUGUAACAAAGUAACCUGUGACUUGAAAAACACCUAAUUCCUCUGUUACAUUUCUUGCAAUCUUACCUGAUAGAAAGUUACAGGUUGAGACUUUGCUACCUGUAACAUUCUCCCCCAAACACAAACCGUAAGAAAGUCACCUGUAACUUUCUUACAUUUUACACAAGUUACAGGCAUCCAAACGGCCCAGGGUUUUGUGGGAAGAAGAAAAUGGAGGGAGAGGUGGUGAGGAUAUUUGUGGGAGGGUUGGAUGGGAGUGUAAGUAGUUCAGAUGUGGAGAAAAGGUUUUCUUCUUCUUCAUUGGGUAUAGUGAAGGGAGUGGAGUUGAUAUCCAAGAACAUUCCUAACAAAGAUGGAGAUGGAAGAGGACGCUCCUUCAACUUCGCUUACAUUGAUUUCCUUCCUUCCUCUCCUACCGCUCUUUCUAAGCUCUUCUCCAUCUACAAUGGGUGCAUUUGGAAAGGCGGUCGCUUGAAACUUGAUAAGGCUAAAGAGCAUUAUCUACUUCGAUUGAAGCGAGAAUGGGCUCAAGACUCCCAACUCUUAAGCGCAGCUCCUAAAAAUCUCCCUCUCCAUUCAAAUACGGGCCAUGACAAGACUCACCUGAACAUUUUCUUUCCCAAAUUGUACAAGGUUAAAUCUUUACCUUUUAGUGGAACCGGCAAACACAAGUACAGUUUCCAACGUGUUGAGGUUCCUUCUCUCCCCACCCAUUUCUGCGACUGCAAUGAGCAUUGCACGCCUUCUGAAGCUGCAGCUGGAAAACGUCUUUCCACUCCCAACACCCAUUUUGAUGGGGUAAACGAUGAAGAGCUGGAUGUCAUGACUUCUGUGAUGAAAAAACUCUUUGAAAGGGAAGCGAAUGUGACUGCUGCAGACAGCAUGAUCGCAUCAAAUGGUAUAGGAAACUAUUCCAGCUGUUUAGUUGAUGCUGUGCCAUCUGAUGAGAUGGAAGCAGCUCAAUCUACAGAAGAGGAUAAUCUUGUGACAAACAUAGUGAUGGAAUCGGGUUCUAUGCAGAUUCAUGGGUCAAAGGAUCAGGACCUGAAAUAUAGUAAACUUCCACCUAAUGAUGGGCCACCCCGAAAGCAAACGAAAGCUCAGAAAAGGAAGAAUACUGGAUCCACUAAUCAUUCAGAAUCCAUGUUGAACAAGAAAGCUCGUUUACUUGCAGCAAAUGAAAAUGACAGAGAAGAAUCAUCCAUCAAAUUCGUGAAGAGAAGAAGCUCAGAAGUGCAUUCCAGAGAGCUGGAGAGUUCCGCAGAAGCACAACCCGUUGAUACCCAGCUGAAAUCAGAUGACAAUCGGUCUGCCAAAGGUCUUUCCUGGGUUCAAAAGUCCUCGUGGAAAGAACUUGUCGGUGAGGCGGGCAACAGUUUGUUCAGUAUCACACAUGUUCUGCCAGGCAUUACUUCAAUGAAACAGAGGUUGCCAAAAUCCAAUGAUUUAGCCGCUGUCAACUCCAUCAGCAGCAAAGCACCGAAGUCAGUAAAGCAUGCAACAAUUCAAUCUAAUGGAGACAGUUCAAAAUGUUUGGAAGUGAGGAAGCAGGGAAUCUUGAAAGACAAGGUCAUUGCACCCCAUGACACUAAUGUGGAGGUGUCAGAAAAGGAAGAGAAAAUCCAAGAUGCUAUGGAAAGUGAAAGGAGUAUCUGUAAAGAAAGUGCGCAGGUCACAAAUGAUAAUUUCUUCCAUCUCUCUAAAGAAUCUAAAAAGAAAGUUGUUGAUGAAAGGAAAACAACUAUAGAGGCAACUCCCCUUGGUGAAGUUUGCACCUUCAUGAGGAGUGCCGAUUCAGAGAGGGAGUGGACAAAGGCAAGAGCGGCUCUGAGUGGGUUCCUCAAGAAGAAAACUAAUGAGAAUAAUACCUCGAAGAUUUCCAAAAGCGAGCCAAAUCGCAAUUUCUAAUACAAUCUACAUUCUUAUAUGGAGGGAGGGAAAACACCGUCACCAGCUAGUUGUUGUAGUUUGUUUCUUCUUUCAAAAAUGCUAUAAUUGUGCCAAAGAGGACCUUUGAAAACUUAUACUUUGAUAUAUUGUUCUUUCAAUCUU
Magnolia sinica is the source of this 2161-nucleotide messenger RNA. Its product is annotated as protein REPRESSOR OF SILENCING 3. The record is from RefSeq and is a predicted model, not a curated record. Gene Ontology annotation, molecular function: RNA binding. Gene Ontology annotation, cellular component: nucleus. The transcript is spliced from 4 exons. NCBI's taxonomy places the organism in Eukaryota, Viridiplantae, Streptophyta, Magnoliopsida, Magnoliales, Magnoliaceae. Bases 320 to 2017 code for a protein of 565 amino acids.